This is a messenger RNA of Cetraspora pellucida, 285 nucleotides long. NCBI's taxonomy places the organism in Eukaryota, Fungi, Glomeromycota, Glomeromycetes, Diversisporales, Gigasporaceae. The record is from the annotation of a GenBank genome assembly.
AUGUCUGACUUCAACUUACUCGCUUUUUUAACUCUCAAUUCUACUUUUCCAAUAUCUAAUCCUAUGUCUUUAGAAGUUCUCGAUCCUGUUUUUUCAGAAAUUUCUGAUUCUGUUUCUUCAAUUUUGGAUUUUCCAAAAGAAAACCUUCAUGAAAGUUACUUAGAAAAUGAUCUUAUCGAUAAUGUUAUUAAAAACAAUUCAAAAAAAAGAUCAUCACCCAUUCAUGAUUAUCUAGAGGUUAUUAUGGCACUUAGCAAGGAACUUAAAGAACCAAAUUGGUUCUGA